AUGGCUGAAAUACAAGAAAAAAUACUAAAGUUUAAAUGUUUACUCUCUAACAAUUAAAUUGAUUAAAAAUAUCUUAUUCAAUAAAAUAAAAUAAUAUAUCUAUUAGGAAAAGAGGAAGAAGAAGAGGGUGAAGAAUAUGUAGAAUCAAAUUAACAAUUAGAGUUAUUUGAUAAGUUGAAUCAAAAGUAUAUUGAUUUUUAAAAUAAUGACGAGUGGAAAAUUAAGUAGGUUCUAAUUUUUACUAUAAUUUAUGUUUCAUCGAAUAGCUUCACAGAUACAAUUAUUUCAUUUUGUUAGAAAGCACUAAUUUAAUUAUGGGUUGUAGAGAAGUAUUAACGAGUUAGAAAUUUAUUGAAAAAUUACAACUAAAUAAAUUUAUGGAUGCAAAUUUUGCAGAAAGAUUGGCAGAUUUAACAUGAUAGAGUUGCAGGGGAAAUGUAAUAAAUGUUGAGGAGAAUAGAUGAAUUGUAAGAAUAAAUUUCUCGUGAGGCUAAUCUGAACAAACCUGACUUACAACUGAAAGAAAUGGAUGAAACAACAUUAAUAACUUAGACUGUUAACUGAUUUUGUAAAUCAUAUUAGAAAAGAUUUGUAAGAGUUGAGGGAAAAAUAAAUCAAAUGAAAGAGUAAGUCAACAGCAUGGGGAAUGAUAUUAAAUUUAUGAGUAGAAAAUCAGUAAUACAAUUACUUGAAAUUAGAAAAUGGAAAGUUUUGAAGGAAGCAGCAGAAAAAAAUGUUAAAUCCAUCUAUGUGCCAUGAAAAACUCAAGAGAAAGAUAAAAAUGA
This is a messenger RNA of Paramecium pentaurelia, 785 nucleotides long. Lineage: Eukaryota; Ciliophora; Oligohymenophorea; Peniculida; Parameciidae. The record is from the annotation of a GenBank genome assembly.